AUGGGAUCGGCGGGUGAAGAUGGGAUUCGGAAUUUGAUGUCGGCGAGGAAUUCAUUGAAGGUUAAUUUAGAGAAAUCGAAAGCCCUAGGGUUAUCGCUACGGAAAUCCGGGCCUAGAUUAGAAGAGAUUAAUCAAAGGCUACCAUGUCUAGAAGCUGCUGUUCGUCCUAUUCGUGCUCAAAGAGACGCUCUUGAUGCUGUCGGUGGUCAUAUAAACAGAGCCGUUGUCCCAGCCGCUGCUGUCCUAAAGGUGUUUGAUGCAAUUCACGGUUUAGAAAAAUCGUUAUCUGAUCCUCAAUCUGAUCUUCAAGGAUACCUUUCAGUAUUGAAGAACUUACAGGAAGCAUUGAAGUUUCUUUCUGAAAACUGUGGAAUGGCAAUUCAAUGGUUAGAUGACAUCGUUGAGUAUCUAGAAGAUCACAAUGUCGCUGAUGAAAGGUACACUUCUAGUCUAAAAAAAGCUCUAAAGUAUCUCAGAGAGCUACAAACCAAAGAAGAAAAGAACCGCCUAGAUGGUGGCCUUUUAGAGGUGGCAUUAGACAGAUUAGAAACCGAAUUCCGGCGACUCUUGACUGAAAACAGCGUCCCUUUACCCAUGUCUUCUUCUCCAUUAAAAGAUGAACAACCCUGCAUUGCUCCAUCUCCUUUACCAGUCCCCAUCAUUCAAAAACUUCAAGCAAUCCUCGGAACCCUAAUAGCAAACAACAGACUCGAAAAAUGCAAAUCUAUUUAUGUAGAUGUUCGCAGCUCAAAUGUCAGAGCAAGUUUACAAGCUCUAAACUUGGAUUACUUGGAGAUUUCAGUUUCUGAAUUCAACGAUGUACAGAGCAUUGAAGGCUACAUAGCAAAAUGGAGUAAACACUUGGAGUUUGCAGUGAAGCAUUUAUUCGAAGCUGAAUAUAAACUCUGCAAUGAUGUAUUUGAAAGAUUAGGGUUAGAUGUUUGGAGGGGUUGUUUUGCAAAUAUAGCAGCUCAAGCAGGUAUGCUUGCUUUUCUUCAAUUUGGAAAAACAGUAACCGAAAGCAAGAAAGAUCCCAUUAAGCUCUUAAAGCUAUUAGACAUUUUUGCAUCAUUAAAUAAGUUAAGAUUGGAUUUCAAUCGUCUUUUUGGUGGGGCUGCAUGUGCUGAAAUCCAAAAUUUGACAAGGGAUUUAAUCAAAAGGGUAAUCGAAGGGGCUUCUGAGAUUUUCUGGGAGCUUUUACUUCAAGUGGAGCUACAACGCCAGGCCCCACCACCCCCAGAUGGCAGUGUUCCAAGAUUAGUAAGUUUUAUAACCGAUUAUUGCAACCGAUUAAUCGGGAAUGAUUACAAACCAAUCUUGAAUCAAGUUCUAGCAAUUGAAAGAAGUUGGAAACGUGAAAAGUUUCAAGAAAGUCUUCUUCAUGAUUAUCUUCUUAAUCUGAUACGUGCGAUUGAAGUAAACCUAGAAUCAUGGUCAAAAGCGUAUAAAGACACGGAUCUUUCAUACGUUUUCUUGAUGAACAAUCAUUAUCAUCUUUACAAGCAUCUAAAAGGCACAAAGAUUGGAGCUUUAUUAGGUGAUCAAUGGCUAAGAGAACACCAAGAUUACACAGAAUACUAUUCAACAAUCUUUUUAAGAGAAAGUUGGGGAAAGCUUCCUUCACAUUUAAGCAGAGAGGGGUUGAUUUUAUUUUCGGGUGGGAGGGCUACUGCUAGAGAUCUUGUGAAAAAACGGUUGAAGGCCUUCAAUGAAGCUUUUGAUAACAUUUACAAAAAGCAUUCGAGUUGGGUGAUUUUGGAAAAAGAUUUGAGAGAAAAGACAUGUCAUUUAAUCAUUCAAGCAAUUGUUCCUGUUUACAGAAGCUAUAUGCAGAACUAUGGGCCUUUAGUUGAGCAAGAUUCGAGUGGUGGAAAGUAUGCAAAGUUUACUGCUCAAUCUUUGGAGAAAAUGGUUUCUUCUCUUUUUGUGGUGAAACCUAUGAGACAUGGGAGUUUUAAGGUUAGACAAAAUAGUAAUAAGUUUAACAAUGGUGUGGAAGAUCAUCCGUAUUCUGGUUCACCUACUCCUACUGUUGCUUCUGCUUGA
This is a messenger RNA of Lactuca virosa, 2046 nucleotides long. Lineage: Eukaryota; Viridiplantae; Streptophyta; Magnoliopsida; Asterales; Asteraceae. The record is from the annotation of a GenBank genome assembly.